Messenger RNA from Puccinia triticina, 408 nucleotides. RefSeq lists its product as uncharacterized. NCBI's taxonomy places the organism in Eukaryota, Fungi, Basidiomycota, Pucciniomycetes, Pucciniales, Pucciniaceae. The record is from RefSeq and is a predicted model, not a curated record. The coding region runs from base 1 to 408 and encodes 135 amino acids. The transcript is spliced from 2 exons.
AUGUCAUCCACAACAACCCGGCCAACCCGGCCAGAAAACAUGACAAUCUGCUCCUCCUCCUCCUCCCAGCACAACCAAGAAGACCCAUCACCUCAGGACAUCAAAUGGUUCCCCUGCCCUUCCCCAAAGACGCCCCAAUUCUCCGUUUUCUUCAGCACCAACCCAAUGCCCCAUUUCCCAUACAUAUCGGCGGGUCGCUGGCCAAGGUCGUCUACUUCACCCGUGCCGCCAACCACAAGGAAAACCCGCCCAAGUAAGCUGGCAGAGCAGAGCCUCCCCCAAAAGCUGAUCUCGACGGAGGAGAAACUGGGCACCCGGGAGCGGCCGGCUGGCAAGCAGUGCUCUUGCUCCCCUUCCCCCCAUUCCACCGGCCUCAAGCCACGCAACCUGCCCCACUCCUCCACCUGA